Molecule: messenger RNA, 1951 nt
Organism: Malus domestica (apple)
Lineage: Eukaryota; Viridiplantae; Streptophyta; Magnoliopsida; Rosales; Rosaceae
Product: pentatricopeptide repeat-containing protein At4g21705, mitochondrial-like
Cellular component (GO): mitochondrion
Molecular function (GO): protein binding
Source: RefSeq, a predicted model, not a curated record
AAAAGGCCCAAUUUCAGAAACAUUAGGCCCCUUUCCUCCAAGAGCCCCCCUUCAUUUUUAUUUCUCUGGUUCUUCUCCCCCAACUCCAAAAACCCUAAACCCCAAAUCAUGGUUCCGAAGCUCUUCGCCAGAACCCUAAUCCGAAAUGCGAUGGCGAGCAGGUCCUACUACACGAGCAGGACCAAGAAGCCGACCCUCUACAACAAAAUCAGCCCGCUCGGAAACCCUAGCUUGAAUGUGGUUCCAGAGCUCGACGACUGGGUCUACAAUGGCAACAAAGUCCGAGUCGCCGAGCUUCAGCGCAUCAUUCACGACCUCCGAAAGCGGAAACGCUUCUCCCAAGCCCUCCAGAUUUCAGAGUGGAUGAAUCAGAAGGGGGUAUGCAUAUUUUCGCCGGUUGAGCAUGCCGUGCAGCUGGAUUUGAUUGGGAAGGUACGCGGGUUUGAUUCCGCAGAAGAAUAUUUCAAUAAUUUGAGGGACGAAGAUAAGAACAUCAAGACGUAUGGUGCUCUUUUGAAUUGCUAUGUCCGGCAGCGCCAAGUGGAUAAGUCCCUCGCUCAUUUGCGCAAAAUGAAGGGGAUGGGAUUUGUUUCCUCGCCUCUUACUUACAACGACAUCAUGUGUUUGUAUACGAAUGUUGGCCAGCACGAGAAGGUCCCGGGCGUUCUUGCUGAGAUGAAGGAGAACAAUGUCCCUCCGGACAACUUCAGCUAUAGAAUCUGCAUCAAUUCGUAUGGCGUGAGGUCUGAUCUUGAAGGAAUGGAAAAGGUUUUUAAAGAGAUGGAAAGCCAGCCUCGCAUUGUCAUGGACUGGAACACGUAUGCUGUCGUUGCCAAUUUCUAUGUUAAAGAAGGCCAAACCGAUAAGGCAAUGAAUGCUUUGAAGAAGUCGGAAGAGAGGCUGGAUAACAAAGACGGACUUGGCUACAAUCAUCUGAUUUCGCUGUAUGCGAGUAUGGGAAGUAAGGGUGAAGUUUUGAGGUUAUGGGGUGUUGAGAAGAGCGCUUGUAAGAGAUGCAUAAACAGGGAUUAUAUGGGCAUGUUGAUGUCUCUGGUGAGGCUCGGUGAGCUCGAUGAAGCUGAGAAGGUGAUGGAGGAGUGGGAAUUGUCUGGAAACUGUUACGAUUUUCGGGUGCCACAAACUGUCAUUACAGGCUACACCGUAAAGGGAUUGUACGAGAGAGCUGAAGCUCUGCUUGAAGACUUGAUGGAGAAGGGAAAGGCAACCACAGCGAGAAGUUGGGAAACAGUGGCGGCGGGGUAUGUGAAUAAGGGUGAGAUGAAGAAGGCUUUUAAGUGCUUGAAGGUGGCCCUCCGUCUGUCUUCCGAGAAAAGAUGGAAGCCGAACCUCGGAGUAGUGACACUGACAACCUUAUUGAGUUGGCUUGGUGACGAAGGCAGUGCUGAAGAUGCGGAAGCUUUUGUUGGGGCAUUGAGGAAAGUCAUCCCGGUGAACAAGCACAUGUAUCAUGCUUUGUUAAAGGCAUAUGUAAGAGACGGUAAAGAAGUGAAUAGUGUUUUGGAUCGAAUGAAAGCUGAUAAAAUAGACGGCGAUGGCGAAGAGACAGAGAAAAUCCUCGCCAUGAGAGAAUACUAGUUUCUACAUAAGAAUAUUUCAAUGGCAAUGGCGAUGGCGAAGAAAUUAUUAUCCCAAGACAAGUACGAAGCCACGGUCUCCCUCCGCCCAUUGUCCCCAGUUUCAACGGUGACAACAAGAGAACAUUUCCGGAACAGGUUUUCGCCGGUUAGAACAUCUCUGGAAGCUUAGGGCCGUAGUGAAAGUCCUGCGAAAAUAGAUUUUAUGACGGUUUCUGUGGAGUUUCACAAAAUCGAUUAAAAACCGUAGAACAAUUUCUGUGAAAAACGCAGUUGUUGAGAUUUCGUAAUAUUUUUUGCGUGUGCUGUGACAUUGUUAUAACCCAUGAAAGCAAUGAAUAUGUUUACAAAUUGAA